Messenger RNA from Stylonychia lemnae, 2148 nucleotides. Lineage: Eukaryota; Ciliophora; Spirotrichea; Sporadotrichida; Oxytrichidae. The record is from the annotation of a GenBank genome assembly.
AUGUAGGAGCUUAAGAGACAUUAGAGAGACGAUGUUUUUCCUCUAGAUCACGACAAGGUUAAAUUUAACAAGCAUCUUGAUUUCAAGCUAAAUGAUAAAAGGAGAAUAAGAGAUGAUUUAUCUAUGUUAAGGAUGAAAAAAGAUCAAAGAAGAAACAACUUCUUAGAUUCAGAUUUAAAGCUUGAUGAUCUGCAAACUGAAAAGAAAAGUCUAAGGAAUAUAAAGAAUCGUGAAAUUAAAUCAAAAGAUUACCUUAAUUAAGAUCUUGACUAUAUAAUGAACAUGGGUAAUAUAAGUAAAACAAGAGAGCAUCCAGGCAGUUACCAAGAGACACCAAUUUGUCAGAAAACAUCCAGAAAGUAGGCAGUUACCUAGAAUGAUCGAGAAACUCUAAAGAAAUCUAUCAUUGAAAAGCAAAGUUAGAGUCCUAACUUGAAAAGACCUAUUUCUCCAACUAAAAGCUACUCAUUUAUUCUUUCUAAAGAAACAAAAUAGAGCUCUAGUAACCUAAAUGAGACAAUCACACUGUAGCCAACUUAGAGAGAUAUAGCAGAUGAUAUUUAGGAUGUUAGCACUGCUAUUAUUGCAGCAGAUAAUAGUGAUCCUAUCGAAGAAUCUUUAAAUUAGAGAGUUAAGUUUGGAGGAUAAAUCAAUUCAGUCAUUAGUAAAUAAGACCUGUAGCCUGAAAUCAAAAAGUAAAAAACAAAUAAAAUUGAUAUGGAAAGCAAACCCGAGCUAAAGAAAAGAAAAAAUGAUAUAAAACUAGAUGAAUCAGCAUUCAAUAACAGAGAAGAUUUUCAGCCAGCCUCAACUAGGAAUAGAGAUUAAGGUUUAAAAAUAUCUCUAGACCUUACUGAAACAAAAGAUACGCCUAAAAUUAAGCAUUAAAAAAGCAAAAGAGAAGAGUAGCCAUAAUAAGCAACAUAGAAAGUUCAUAAGAAAAAGAAGAUUACACAAGAUUCAAAGGAGAUAAAGGAGAAAAAAUAAACAAAAGAUACUGCAACCGAUAGAGACUUUGAGAGACCUAUAGGACAGGUAAAGGAAAGAUUGAAGGAGGAUUUGUCAGAUGACCCUAUUGCCUUGGCUUUUAAGUUUAGAGAGUUAUUCGGGAGCAAUUAGCAUGUAUUGACUGAAAAUGAACUCAAGAAAGUCUUAAAAUUAAAUAGAUAAGCUCAGUAGCCUUUGGAUUAGGAUGCUAAGGAUCAACAAUUAAAUUAAACGUCUCGUAAACCUUCUGUUAUUUAGAUGAAUAACAAUACUUAAUCAGAUAGAAGAGAGUCUAAUUAAUUUGAAAAGAAAAAUAACAGAGAAAAUGCUAAUAAUAUUCCAUCCACCAUUGAUGCAGUAGGAGAAAAAGAUCAGAGAAAAGGCUCUACAAGUGCUAAGAACACAGUCACAAAUCAAUAAGAGUAGAAGCAAAAACCAAAGAGGAACAAGGGUUCUAAAAUGAAAGACACAGCUGGCAAGAUAGAUAUUCCUAAUAAUAGCUUUGAAGAGACAGUAAUUGUAUCAUCAACUUAAGUUACUCGCAUACAUUCCAUAUAGGAAAAUUUCAAGUAACAGCCUAGUAGAACAAAAAAAUAGGUUCAAAAUCAGAGUAACACGACCACAUAACCCUAGCAGGUUAAACUUGACACAAAUGAGAGUGAGGAUGAAAUGAUUAUUAUUACAACUAAGUCAAGAAAUAAAGAUAUUCCUGCUAUGAUCUCAAAUAAGAGUGUUUAAGAUUAUCAAAAAUCUCCUUAAAAUCAAAAAUAGGAUUCAGCAUAAUCAGAUGAAAUCUAGAUCUAAGAGCUCUAAUUAAGAGUUGUAUCUUAAGCUACGCGAUCCCCAUUCGUUAAGGGACCAUAAAAAGCUAAACAGAUAAUCUAAUUGGAUGAUAGUCUGGAUGAUUCACCUAAGAAUUAUUCUGAGUAGGAGCUAAUUUAAAAGUUCAAUACCCAGAAGAUUAUAGAUAUUGAGGCAUAGGAAGAUGCUUUUAAAAUUAUGGAAUAAAAGGAGAGUGAAAACAACUCAGAGAGCAGUAGGAAGAAUUCAGAUAAAACUGAAAUAACUCAUUAGAGAAUUGGCUCCUAAGCCUUUGAAUACCAAGCUGAUUAUACUGUUAUUCACGCUGGGAAUAAUGAGGAAAAUUCAAUUGACUCUUGA